Messenger RNA from Babesia ovata, 2343 nucleotides. RefSeq names its product minichromosome maintenance 8. Gene Ontology annotation, biological process: DNA replication. Bases 1 to 2343 code for a protein of 780 amino acids. The transcript is spliced from 12 exons. Lineage: Eukaryota; Apicomplexa; Aconoidasida; Piroplasmida; Babesiidae. Gene Ontology annotation, cellular component: nucleus; MCM complex. The record is from RefSeq and is a predicted model, not a curated record. Gene Ontology annotation, molecular function: ATP binding; single-stranded DNA binding; single-stranded DNA helicase activity.
AUGGAGCUCUCCGCGGAGGUGUUGCAACAUCUGGGCUAUCUGUACUUCACGGGUGACCAGACAAAAGAUAAAGAUCCCGUCAUCAAGGGGGUGACGCAGUGGACGGAGUACUUCGAUUUCAACUGGCAAAUCAUUUUGGGGAAAGGGGAAGAAGCAUUCCGCGAAACCUAUGUCGUACAUAUUGAUUACGUGGACCUGAUUAGUACUGAUGUACCCGAGGGAGUGGAGGUUUUCAAGCACAAUAUAUGCUCCAAGCCCGCGUUCGUGCUCAGUUGCAUGUCUGCGGGGCUCCAUGUAGCUGCAUGCAAGAGAUUUGGCCGCAACAGCUUGCUUGACAAGUACCUCAAUAGCCAAAACACAGGAGAUGGCGCUGACGAUACCUUUGCUUCACCGGUUUCCGUUGACGCCGGCGGCGCCACGGAUAUGCAAUGCCAGCGCAGCGAUAUCGCAACAACACUGUUGGGCAACGGUUUAUGCAAACACGUAUUCUUCAUGGAUGUGUUGCCGCAAUAUGUUACCAUUCGUCUGAAAAACUUCUUUCCGCGGUCGCCCUUCAGCGUGCUGCGCAGCCACGCCAUUGGGUGCUUGGUCAGCAUUGCCGGACAGGUCAUCAGAAUCAGCACCACGACCCCUAUGAUCAUCUCUGGAAUGUUCACAUGCGCGAGAUGCGGGUGCCACUUCUUCAAAAAGUUCAAGGAUGGGCUGUUCGAGUAUCCGUCUCGGUGUUUCACCGAGGGAUGCACAUGGCGCGCGUCGCAUUUCCAGCGUCACUGCGUACAAACGACAAGCUCGCAGGUUGUGAGGAUUCAGGAGGAUUCGCGCAUGGAGACAAAUGCGAGCGCCCGCUACGGCGACUCAGCUGUCGGUACAUACGUAGACGUCGAGCUGACUGGCGACCUUGUGGACCAGUGCAGCCCAGGCAACCUCGUCGAUAUUGUAGGGAUUGUUGAUGCGACUCCGUGCUUAGUUAAUGAAGACCUGACUGGUCACAACUCCACGUAUAACAUCCUUGUGAAGGCCGUGUCGAUGAACGUGCUGAACAAGCGCAUGACACGCUUUUCACAGGACGGAUAUGGUGCCCGCGGAUUCCGAUGGGGGAUAACCAACGGCAUCCCAGACUAUCAAAUGGACUCACGUAACACUUGGAAGGUGUUCGCGAAUCCAGCUGACAACCCGUCGCAGGGCCUGCCCACUUCGGCGCAGACACAGGACUCCAACAGCGUAGCUUCGCAGGACGAGAACUCGACUGGGGAUUCUAGCCUUUAUAAUUUCAUUCGUGAAAUCUAUUACAGUGAGCCAAACAGGUUCUAUCUGGCUGCAGCGUCGCUAUGUCGGUCGGCCGUGGGACGGCCCUAUAUCAAAGUCGGACUGCUUCUUUCGCUUUUAGGCGGAGUGCCCGUUUACAAGAACAGCGUGCUGCAGCGUCGUGGAAACAUCCACUGCCUGCUGGUGGGCGACUCUGGAGUGGGGAAAAGCUUUAUUCUACGUAACUUGUGUAACAUGAUGGACAAUGCGUUAUUCUUCUCGGGAGGAUCUGUGACUGCUAGCGGGUUGACGGCGGCGGCGGUGCGCGAGAAAGGGUGCUCAGAGUACACGCUGGAGGCUGGCGCCCUCGUGCUUGCGUCGGGGGGUACGUGCUGCAUUGAUGAGCUGGACAAAACGACGACUGCACAGCAAAAUUCGCUGUUGGAGGCCAUGGAAUCGCAGUCGGACCAAAAACGUCAAUAUAGCACUCGAGAUGUGAGGCCCGAGCCCGUAUCUCUGAAGGAUCACGUAACUUACUACCGGGAAAACGAGUACCUCGAUGAGGGCCUUCUACGGAGCUACAUCGAGUACGCCAAGGCUUAUAUAAACCCAGUUUUCACACGGCCUGCGCGCAAACUGCUGAGGAAGUUUUACUCCGAGUUGCGCCAGCUUUCCAAAAUGCACAACGGCUUGGUGAUAACCACCAGGCAACUGGAGGGAAUAAUUCGGCUGUGCCAGGCACGUGCUCGAGGUGACUUGUGCGACCGCGUCACAGAGGAGCACGUUAACGAUGUGUGUGAGCUCUUCAAGCAAACAGGGUACUACCCAGGCUACCUCGAUACUUUGACGCGUCCUUCCGAAGUGGUGGAUCCGUCAAAGAAGGCGCGGCCGAAGGCCGCCGUAUCGAUAAUGGCGGCAUUUAUUUCCAGGCUGCCUGCCGACCGCACCGUUACGAUAACCCAAAAGGAAAUGAUGGAGUUCGCAAAACAGGCUCUGAACGCCUGCCAGUCUGAAAGGGAUCCGCAGGAUUUGAUCGAACGUGCAAAUAUGACCGGCCAUAUAUUGAAGAAAGGCAGUAACUGGACCGUUAAUAUUUAG